AUGGAAAGUCUAGAGGAGUGGUCAGAUGCAAUGGUUCCCUCGAAUUCUUCCUCAUCAAUUAAGGUAUUCUCUAAUCUCUGGUACUUGGUAAUCGAAAGGCUCCCCAGCUUGGCUGUUUUACCAGGUAUGGAGAACUUGACAUCUCUUGAGGAGUUAGAGAUACGGAGAUGUGGAAUUGUGGCAUGUAUAAGGAAUUUGAAUAGCCUUACAUCUCUUGAAUCCUCAUCCUUAGAAGACUGCCCUGCUUUAGAUGCUUCUCUAGAUAUGAAAAACCCCCAGUCCCUACAUACUCUAAACAUCUCAAGAUGUGAUAAGUUGAAUACUUCAUUGAGUAAUAAUCUUGAGAAGUUCACAUUGCUCGAGCGGUUGACGGUCUUUUCUGACGACCCUGGUUGUUGGGCAAAGGGUCUACAAUAUCUUGCCAACCUCUGUGAGUUGGAACUCGGUGGCUUCUCUGACAACCUUGAUUAUUUCCCGUGGCCAGACUCCGUCACCAAGGAUGAUGAUGAUUCUGCAAAACAACAUUUCUUCUCUCUAGAAAAACUUGAAUUGUCUGGAUGGCCAAAAAUCACGUCUCUUCCAGACCAAAUUCAGCAUCACUCUACCUUGACAGUUCUAGAGAUACAGGAGUUUGAGGGGUUGGAAGUUCUUCCAGAAUGGAUAGGUAGCCUUCAAAAUCUUCAAGAAGUGUGCAUUGGCAAUUGCACUAACCUCAAACAAUUACCCUCUGCAGAAGCAAUACAACAACUCACCAGUUUAAAUCUACUGUAUAUCGCCGACUAUCCUCUUUUAGCAGAGAGAUGCACCAAAGGAAGUGGCGAAAAGUGGCCCAAGAUUGCAUUCAUUCUCGACCCUGGGGAUUCUUUAUGUGAAGCAGUUGCUCAAAAUUUCAAACAAGCAAAUGACUGCCUAUUUGUUGAGCUCAUGUCUGUUAUGCUGCAGGGACAACAACCUUUCCUCACCAAGACCGACCAAAGUAUUUCCAUGAGGACACCUGAGUUACAGCUUCACAGUGUUAUAUGCAACCAGACAACUCAUUUUACGAUGUUACGUGUCCUUGAGUGCCCUGUUGUGUUGGAAUGA
Molecule: messenger RNA, 1083 nt
Organism: Coffea arabica (coffee)
Lineage: Eukaryota; Viridiplantae; Streptophyta; Magnoliopsida; Gentianales; Rubiaceae
Source: RefSeq, a predicted model, not a curated record